UUCCGGUCCCCUGCCCGAAAACCUACUACUCUUUCUUGUCUUCUAUUCCUCGCCACCUGUUCUUUCCUCUUAUCUAAUUGAAACAAGAUCUAGGGUUUAGAGACCGGGGGGAGGGGCGACUAGGGUGCAUCUGGAGCUCGGAUUCCUCCGACGGUUUAUCUAAACCCACGUCUUUGCUAGUGAACUCGAGGUGAUUGGAGCUCCGCACCGGCGGCAUCUCCAGAAAGCUAAGUUCUCUCAUCCUCCCCCCUGCAGAAAAUUGAUGUCAUUCGAAGCUUCGUUGAAUAUGAUGUAGCUUUGGCAUACAUUUGCAUCCAAGAGGAACGUAGCGAUAUUUCCUUUUGUUGGGAAGUGGGGGUUGGGUUUUGGGUUCCGGAAGUUGAAGAAAUUUGUCUUGUCUUGGAGAGGUUCUGGUUACAGACAAGGAAUUUGAGAGAAGUUGGAAGCUUUUGUUUUCCACGAGUUGGAAGAUAAGAUUUCCUGUGCUUUUCCCUUGGAACGUCUGCAAACUCUCAGAAUCGAGCAGAACGAGUUGCAUUUUACCAACAUCUGUACACACACAAAAAAAAAAAAAGAAGCAACCUUUAGUCAUAUUUGGCCUGUGUUUUAUGAACCUUACUGGUAAGCUCAUCUGACGGAAUCUGCUAGCUCUUUUUGCUACCUAAUUGGUAUCGAUUUGACAGAUUAAUCAGCAGGAUGAGUGAGGUCGGGGACACCGGUGGGAUGGUGGAAAGCAGUGAAUCGGAGAAGGAAAUCACAGAGAUUUCUGAAGUUGAGCAAAUGAAUGCAGCUGAAGAGGAGGAACUCACACCUCUAAUUGAUAACCCUUUGGUCGAGAAUGACUCUGGGCUGCAAGCAGAAGUUCUUCCUGAAUUUUCUCAAGAGCUUGUUUCAUCUGAACCGACCGGUGGAAAUGAUGAGAUACCACAAAUAUCAGAAGCCAACAAUGCUGAUCCUGCUACAAUGACUCGGGUGGAAGAUGCCCCUGAUCUUGUUGCUGCUUCCGAUGCCAAUAUUGGAGAGAACUCAGAGAAGACUGAGGUGAAAAAUGAACAACUUGAAAAUGGGAGCUCUUUUAUGGUGACAGAUAAGAAGGAAGAUAUUUCUGAAGAACAUCAAGCUACGGAGGCCUCAGUGAAGCAAGAAAGGGGGAACGAAGAGUACCAAGGCGGCGUUAUAGAGGGUUCUAACCAGUCUUCUGAUUUUGACUCUUUCUUGGAUGGUUAUGAUUCUGGUACGGAGGAACAACAAUCUGCUUUCAUGAAAGAACUUGAUAACUUCUACAAAGAGAGAAGCAUGGAAUUUAAGCCACCUAAGUUCUAUGGUGAAGGGCUGAACUGCCUCAAGUUAUGGAGGCAAGUGACAAAGUUGGGUGGUUAUGACAAGGUGACAUCAUGCAAACUUUGGCGACAGGUGGGAGAAUCUUUCAAACCUCCAAAGACUUGUACGACAGUGUCUUGGACAUUUCGGAUUUUCUAUGAGAAGGCACUUCUUGAGUAUGAAAAACAUAAGAUUCGUACUGGAGAGCUCCAAGUACCAACUUCUUCGCUUGCAGAGCCUAUUAUUUCUGAACAUCAGGCAAGUGGAAAUCAGUCAUCUGUCUCAGGUAGAGCUAGAAGAGACGCUGCAGCACGUGCUAUGCAGGGUUGGCACUCUCAGCGCUUGCUUGGUAAUGGUGAGGUUGGAGACCCAAUUAUUAAGGACAAGAGCUCGUUCCAGUUGAUAAAGCGUGAUAAGCAUCUUAAAAGCAUAGGUGGAUUAAAGAGGAAAAAGCCAUCUGGUCUCGACCGUGCUGUCAAAUUUGCACGCACUAAAGUCAUUAAGUCACAAGACGACUCGAUGGUUUUUGAUGUUGGGACUCCUGCUGAUUGGGUGAAGAUCAAUGUGCGGCAAACAAAGGAUUGUUUUGAAGUCUAUGCUUUAGUUCCUGGGCUUCUACGUGAAGAGGUGCAUGUGCAAUCUGAUCCUGCUGGUCGAUUGGUUAUAUCUGGCGAACCGGAGCAGCCUGAUAAUCCGUGGGGCGUCACUCCCUUUAAAAAGGUUAUCACCUUGCCUUUGCGGAUUGAUCCUCAUCAAACUUCGGCGGUGGUGACCCUGCAUGGCCAACUGUUUGUCCGUGUGCCAUUUGAACACUCAGAUAUUUAGGGCUUAUAUUUUGCCGAGACAACUGAGGUGCUGUUUGUGUCGGAGCAAUGCUUCAGUGAACCUGCUGGAUUCUACGUUCCUUUUCGACUCAAACAAAUGCCUCGGAAAACAUCUGAUCUGAUUUAGGACACUGUCCGUAAGUCAGGAGUACUAAUGUAGGGGAAGAAUGUUGAUCGAGUAGAUUGUUGUUUUGAUAGCAAAGACUCAGUUUUAUGUAUUAGUUUGUAAAAGUAGAUGAUGUUGGCUUCAGCUCAUCUAUAUAAAUGAUUUCAAACCCAUGGUUCCAUGUGCAUAGCUGGACGUAUUAACCAUCUUUAUUAGUCUGAUGAGUAAAUAUGGUCAGUCUACCUUUGUGUA
Messenger RNA from Musa acuminata AAA Group (dessert banana), 2502 nucleotides. RefSeq names its product AT-rich interactive domain-containing protein 5. The transcript has 13 exons. The record is from RefSeq and is a predicted model, not a curated record. Bases 697 to 2145 code for a protein of 482 amino acids. Gene Ontology annotation, molecular function: DNA binding. Gene Ontology annotation, cellular component: nucleus. Gene Ontology annotation, biological process: regulation of transcription by RNA polymerase II. Lineage: Eukaryota; Viridiplantae; Streptophyta; Magnoliopsida; Zingiberales; Musaceae.